Labeo rohita (rohu) is the source of this 5138-nucleotide messenger RNA. RefSeq names its product TLE family member 5, transcriptional modulator (gene tle5). Gene Ontology annotation, molecular function: transcription corepressor activity; protein binding. NCBI's taxonomy places the organism in Eukaryota, Metazoa, Chordata, Actinopteri, Cypriniformes, Cyprinidae. Gene Ontology annotation, biological process: regulation of DNA-templated transcription; negative regulation of canonical Wnt signaling pathway. Gene Ontology annotation, cellular component: nucleus; transcription regulator complex. The coding region runs from base 412 to 1002 and encodes 196 amino acids. The transcript has 7 exons. The record is from RefSeq and is a predicted model, not a curated record.
AAAAAAAGAAAAGCAGCAGCAGCAGCCAUCAGCUCCCAAACUCCACUUCAUCUCUUGCACAGCCACUCGAUUUCCUCCAACCAGGGAGGAGAGAGACACACCAACCCUCAUCCGAGCUCAUUCCCAACGUGGAAAAGCCACAGGAAAGACAGCGCAUCAAUCCGACAGAUUCCAGCAAAUCAUCUCCGGAUCGUUUUUCCAUGCCGAAUGCGUGUUAAAGCGCGCGCUCAGUGCGGCACACAUCAGGCUGCUUUAUUGCCAUAGCAGCGGCGAGCGCUGCCUGUAGCUGGUACAGGAGCUUCAGCUAGCGACGGAACAAAGAAAACACACACUAAUAUAACCGUCUGCUCAGCAAACUGCUUCCCUGUUCUUGGACGAGGAGAAGGCAAGACCCCGAAGACCAAAACUGACAUGAUGUUUCCACAAUCCAGGCACUCGGCUUCAUCGCAGCAGCUGAAGUUCACGACGUCAGACUCGUGCGACCGCAUCAAGGACGAGUUCCAGUUCCUUCAAGCACAAUACCACAGUCUGAAGCUCGAAUGUGACAAGCUGGCCAGCGAGAAGUCAGAAAUGCAACGUCAUUAUAUCAUGUACUAUGAGAUGUCCUACGGGCUGAACAUCGAAAUGCACAAGCAGGCAGAGAUCGUGAAGAGAUUAAAUGGGAUCUGUGCUCAAGUCUUGCCUUACCUGUCUCAAGAGCACCAGCAGCAGGUUCUGGGGGCGAUAGAGAGAGCCAAACAGGUCACCCCACCAGAGAUGAACUCCAUCAUACGGCAGCUCCAGGCUCACCAGCUCUCCCAGCUGCAGGGGCUGGCAUUGCCCAUGACCCCUCUCCCUCUCGGCCUCAGCCAACCGGCCGGCCUCCCCGCCGUCACCUCCAGCUCCGGCCUCUUCUCCCUCUCCAGCAUCCUGGCCUCUCAGGCCCAGCUUGCCAAGGAGGAUAAGAGCACACGCGAGACCUCCGACAGCCACCGCGAGGAAGACGGAGACAAGUCCGACUAGUCGCCCGCCAAACCCGUUCCUUCAUCCAAUCAUCAUCCAGAGCUCCACGUAGAGCAGAGGCACUUGUUCCCCUGUUUUUUUCACCGUUAUUCUUUUCCUUCGUUUUCCACUCUCCUUCCAUCUUUCUAUCUUCCCUCUAAAUUGCUACUGUGUUCACAUGCCUAAUGUCAUUCGUUCUGGUUCAUUCCACCAGCUCUCUAUAUGUAUUUAUACCAAUCCACCUUUUUAUUGUGUUACAGAUGCUUGAUUUGAUUUUUUUAUUUACACUAUUUCUUGCCUGCGUGUAUGUAUAUAUCUAUAUAUAUAUUGUAUAUUUCUUAUGCUCGUUGUGGAAAUGGUCUAUAAAACGGUGCGACCGUUAAUGGACCAUCGACCCUUCAGUAAUAAUUCCUCUUUGUUUUUUUUUUUCUCCCCCGCUCACUCUCUUCCUCUUAAAAUCUUUCACCUUUUAAAUCUACAAUCUACAAUAACUGAGUCAAAAGCACUUUGGCCCCUGGCAGUAACUCUGAGACUAAAAGCAACUUUGAAUCUAAAAAAACUUAGCCGCGGCAUAAUCCAUUUAGAGUUUAAAGGAUCGGUGUUAUUGUUGGAAGGCACGGCUGUUGCGUCUAUCCUACCUUAAAGGGACAGUUCAAGUUAAAGUGAGGAUUUGUUUCAUUUUUAUCUCAUCCCAAAGCUGUAUGACUUACAUUUUUCUGUGGAACACAAAAGGAGAUAUUUUGAAGAACAUUCAUGCUGCACCCUUCCAUGCAAUAAAAGAGAAUGGUGACCAAAAUUUCUAGUAAAUAACUUACAUUUCUUAAGUUUCUUGCACAAUUGGCUUUAGAACUUUUCGAAUAAAAUAAAUGACUCAUAUGGACUAGUUUAGUUAAAAAAAUCACCAAUAAUCAAAAACUAGUCCAUAUGAUUCAUGGAUUAUAUUCCAAAUAUUCUGAAACAGUUUGAGUGAGAAACAGACAUUUAAACAGAAAUUUAAGUCAUUAAUCACUGAAAAUUUAGCUUGAUAGCUGUGGUCACCAUUCACUUUCACUGUAUGGAAAAAAGCAAAAUGAGAUGUUUUGAAGAAUGUGCACGCUGUUUAUUUCCAUACAAUAAAAAGUGAAUGGGGUCCAAAGCAUGUAAGAACAAAAAUUACCAUUAAAACGUCACGAAAUUAGUCCAUAUAACUCAUGUAGUUUAUUCCAAGUGUUCUGAAACCAUUUGUGUGAAAAACAGACAUUUAAACAAAAAUUGUAGUUAUUAUCCACUGGAAAUUUAGCUUGAUAGCUGUGGACACCAUUCACUUUUAUUGUAUAGAAGAGAAGAAAGUUGAAAGUCAUAGGGGUUUUGUAUGACCUGGGGGUGAGUAAAUGAUCUUCAUGUCAGUCCAAAUCUGUUUGACUUGCUUUCUUCUGUAAAAGGCAAAAUUAGACAUUUUGAAGAAUGUUCAUGCUGCUCAUUUUCAUACAAUAAAAAGUGAAUGGGGUCCAAAAUAGUUAAGAACAACAUUUACCAUAAAAGCAUCACAAAACUAGUCCAUAUGACUCAUGUAAUAUUUUCCAAAUGUUCUGAAACAGUUUCUGUGAGAAACUGACAUUUAAACAGGAAUUUAAAUCAUUAAUCACUGGAAAUUUUGAUUGAUAGACGUGGUCACCAUUCACUUUCAUUGUAUGCAAAAGAAAAAAAGGAAGUUGGAAGUCAUGUAGGUUUGGGAUGACCUAAAGGUGAGCAAAUUAUCUUCAUGUCAGUCCAAAUCUGUUUGACUUACUUUCUUCUGUAAAAGGCAAAAUGAGACGUUUUGAAGAAUGUUCACACUGCUCAUUUCCAUACAAUGGAAAGUGAAUGGGGUCCAAAGCAGUCAAGAACAAAAUAUACCAUAGAAGCAUCACAAAACUAUUCCAUAUGACUCAUGUAGUAUAUUCCAAGUGUUCUAAAACGUUUGUGUGAGAAACAGACAUUCAAACAGAAAUUUUAGUCAUUAUUCACUAGAAAUUUAGCUUGUGGGCUAAAUUGUUUGACUGACUUUCUUUUGUAAAAGGCAAAAUGAUACAUUUUGAAGAAUGUUCACGAUGCUCAUUUCCAUACAAAAUUUACCAUAAAACCUUCACAAAACUUGUCUGUAUGCAUCAUACUAUAUUCCAAAUGUUCUGAAGCUGUUUGUGUGGAAAAACCUACAAGAUUUAAGCUUGAUAGUUGUGGUCACCAUUCACUUUCAUUGUCAAAGAGCAGCUUGGACAUUCCUCAUAAUGUCUCCUUUUGUGUUUCACGUUAGAAGGUAAGUCAUACAGGUUUGGAAGGACAUGAGGGUGAGUAAAUGGUGACAGAAUUUCCAUUUUAGGUGUGAACUGUCCCUUUGAACUGCUUGAUGAAUAGUAUUGAAACGAAGAAAGAACGUUUGUGCUAGGCCCUUCGACGUACUGUAUAUCUAUCUACCUGUUUGCCUGAUUUCUAAUGUGUUUGGAAGAUGUUGUGCUGUCUUAGACAGAGAAUAUUAGAUGAAUCCUCUGAGAUGCUAGCUAACCUGCUCACCAAGUGAAAAGGAAUGCUGUUAAAAAGAUAUUUUCAGUCUUUUUUAUAGUAAUGUCGAUUGUCUACACGGUGAGAGUCAUGUUGUUUUCCUUAGAAGGUAAGUUGUGAGAAUAAGGUAUUUGAGAAAUGAGAAGCACCUUCUUUUAACAUUUUUUUAUUCGUUGUUUUGAUAGCACUACAGAAACAGGAAGUAUGUGAAAUCUUAAGUAUGAUUUAUAGCAAGCCAUCCCAACAAAGAGAAAAGACAUUCUUAGCGCAGUGCGUUACCUUAAGUGCACUUAAGGUAAAAGCUAAGAUUUGUAGUUUUGAAUAUUCCCUUUUUGAGUCUCCUAGUGUCAUGUUGGAUUAUGUAGUAUGUGAUUCAACCAAGAGGGGGCAGUAAGUCCAUAGCAAGUCCACAAUAACACCCUCAGGGUCACUUUAGUUUGGAGUUGGUCUAUUUUAAGUGUCCAAUGUUGGUUCGUGCAAACAUAUUAUAUAAAAUACGCUUCUUUAAACCCCCAUUUAAGCAUAAAUAUUCAGUCUGAUGUUUAUUCAGUCAGGAGUAAGCAUCAAAAAAAAGCUCAAAGACUUGUUUCGUAUUGAAGCAGUGACUUGCAGCUAUAGCAGUAUUCUAGUCAUCUUAUGUUGCAUUUUCAUGCCAAAGUACACAUCACACUUUAUCCUCUCGGUUUUCUCAUUUUGGUACAGUCUGGAAAUGCAAACCAGACUUUUAAUACUUUUUCCCCCUUCUGAUUGAUUGUGUGAAUGCUUUAGAUAUGGUUUGUCCAAAUGUUUCUGUAAUGGACACUUUCUAUAACAUACAGUUAAACCAUAGCGGAUUCAGGAGUGAAGAUGCUCCCUAACUUGUCUUAAUGGGACACUGCUCUGUUUUUCAAUUAAAUGUCGAAGUUAAACAGUGCCAACACAAGAAAUGUCAAUGAAAGGCCACCUGAUGAUAUCGUAGUGCUUUCAAAACAAAUCUGCUCAUGUUUUUAUUAUUUGGAGAAUGUUUUUGGUUUGAUUCUGCCAGCGUAUUUAUGAAAGAAGUGCCAGGAUUUAUCCUCGUGGCUUGCUACAUAUGCUCAAAUCUAUUCUGUUGACAUUUUUCUUUUAAAGGUAAGGACAAAAAUGUAGUGGUCACUGCGUAAGCAUUAAGAGUUCAGAAUCAGAUCUAGCCAAAUGCGAAGUGUUUUGCUAUAAAGGUGGGCCGCAGGUGUACUGUACGUGUACGUUAUACAUAGACCUAAAGCUUUAUGUGCAAAUGGAUGCUUUUGUGUCAGUCUUGAAUGAUACGUCUGUGUUUUAGAGGACUCUUAACUCAUGAGGCACUUGAGAACAGGUUGUCGCCCCAUCCUUUCUUUCUUAAAACCCCUGACAGCCGUCUCCUCCCAGAAUUCAUUGCUUGCCUUUUGCCAUUUGUUAAAAGCAUUGUAAGCAUUCUGUGUUAUAAAAGUCUUUUUGUUUGUUUUUCAACUCCUGAUUUUAUGUAUAUUGUACAACCUACAGUGCAAAAAUAAUUGUGUUAUAAAAUAGCUUCAUUCCAUAUUAAAACAGACAAAGUACAUAAACAUUUACUAUACAUAAAUGGAAAUUUCUGCAGUAAGGAAAUGCUUCUGGUGCCUUACAAAUAAAAUCAAUCAAAUCAA